AUGUUAAGUAGCCAACAGAGAACACCCGAAAUUAUACGUGACCUUGAAAGCGCCUUUUCAAUUGUUCCGACACUAUUGGGGAUGAUAUGCGAUGAGGCUUUCAUGUCAUCAUCCUUAGAUAACCCGACUAAUGAACAUUCAGUCACACCUUUUGGUGAAAAUGCUCCGCCUGCAGUUCAGCAUCACAUUGACGUGAAAUCAAAAUUAUGGUCAAAAGAAAUUUAUUUGGAUGUCUGUGAUAGACCUAGUCUUUCAACACUUCUCGACUUUAUAAACAUGAUUCAGAACUUGUCGUGCAAUCGUGUGGAUAGUGAACCUGCAACACUGAACUCUCGAAUAAAUCACACAUACUUAAGUAUACCCUCUAGUAUUCGUUUAAGCAAGACUUCGUUGACAUUAUCUUAUCCCCUCAGUGACUAUGGGUCUGUACGUGACAUUUUGCUUAAAAAAUGUGAUAGAUUCAAUGAGGACUUGAUUUGUGCUAUAUUCAGUCGAGCGGUGUUUUGCAUUGACCAGUUGCAUAGCAGUGGCUUGCUUCACCGUGGUUUGUGUUGCAAGCAUCUUCUUCUGCGCAAGAAGUUAGCCACCAGCUCACAGUCCGAUGAGGUGGAGGUUGUUCUCUGUGGCCUUGGAAGUAUGGCGCAUCUACCUCCAACCUGGAGUUCUGUGGCACGAAACGAUUUACCCUUCCUCUAUGUUGCCUGGCGUGGUUGGAGGGUCCCCGAGUCAUCCGAAAGUCAGUCAUCAUACAGCCAUCCGGUAGCUUGGUACAGUCCUGAGUUAUUAUCACAAGACUUCACCGGAUAUUCAUGGUCUCCAGAUGUAUACAGUUUAGGACUCAUUCUAUAUGAAAUGUUCACUGGCAAACCACCCUACGCUGGAUGUCCCCCUUCCUUAAUCUUUUUGAAGAAAAUGCUUCAUUUGGAUUUCCCUCAGCUUUCUAGUUUGAUUGCCGAGUGUGAUCCUGUGUAAUUACAGAAAUGAAUGAACAAUUUGAGAAUGUUACGGUUGAUAAACAUACAGUCACUAAUUAUCUGGUAUUUAACUAAGUAGCUUUAUGUAUUAAUUGCUUUUACAAGAAAGUAAAUAUCAUUCGUAUAGCAUACUGAUUUAUUUAUUUAAACGCAUAAAAACUUGGUACACCAAGAAGG
This is a messenger RNA of Trichobilharzia regenti, 1151 nucleotides long. NCBI's taxonomy places the organism in Eukaryota, Metazoa, Platyhelminthes, Trematoda, Strigeidida, Schistosomatidae. The record is from the annotation of a GenBank genome assembly.